This is a messenger RNA of Pongo pygmaeus (Bornean orangutan), 3960 nucleotides long. RefSeq names its product phosphogluconate dehydrogenase (gene PGD). The record is from RefSeq and is a predicted model, not a curated record. NCBI's taxonomy places the organism in Eukaryota, Metazoa, Chordata, Mammalia, Primates, Hominidae. The coding region runs from base 1955 to 3562 and encodes 535 amino acids. Gene Ontology annotation, molecular function: phosphogluconate dehydrogenase (decarboxylating) activity; NADP binding. The transcript is spliced from 13 exons. Gene Ontology annotation, biological process: pentose-phosphate shunt.
UCAGAACAGAAUUAUUUAUUUAUUCCCCAAACUAGAAACAAUCCAAAUGUCUAUCAACAGAUAAAUGGAUAAGCAAAUGAUGAUAUAAUUGCAUAAUGGAAUACCACUCAGCAAUGAAAAGGAACAAACCACUCAUACAACAACACAGAUGAGCCUCAGAAACGUGAUGCUAAGUGAAAGAAGCCAGACCAAAAAAAUUACAUGCUAUUAUUCCAUUUCUAUGAAAUUUCUGGAAAAGGCAAAAACCAUGCAAAGUAGAUCAGAGGUUGGCUGGGGGCAAGAGCAGAGACUGACUACAAAUAGGCCCAAGGGAACGUUUUGGGGUGAUGGAAGUUUUCUAAAAGUGGAUUAUGGUGAUGGCUACACAACAGUAUAAAUUAAAGGUCAUCCAAAUGUGUACUUACAAUGUUUGAAUUGUAUGACAUGUAAAUUAUCUCAUUAAAUCUGUAUUUAAAAAAAAUAACUGUGCUGUGAAGUUUGACAUAUUUUAAAGUAGGAUGUCUUAGCCGGGCGUGGUGUUGCAUGCCUGUAGUCCUAGCUACUCAGGAAGUUGAGGCUAAAAGAUUGCUCGACCUCAGGAGUUCCAGGCUGCAGUGAGCUAUGAUCAUGCCACUGCACUCCAGCCUGGGCAACAGAGCAAAGACGUGGUCUUUAUAAAAAUUAAAAACUGGCCGGGCACAGUGGCUCACACCUCUAAUCCCAGCACUUUGGGAGGCUGAGGUGGGUGGAUCACUUGAGGUCAGGAGUUCGAGACCAGCCUGGCCAACGUGGUGAAACCCUGUCUCUACUAAAAAUAAAAACAUUAGCUGGGCAUGGUGGCGCACACCUGUAGUCCCAGCUACUUGGGAGGCUGAGGCAGGAGAAUCGCUUGAACCUGGGAGGUGGAGGUUGCAGUGAGCCCAGAUCGCGCCACUGCCCUCCAGCCUGGAGACACAGCCAGACUCCAUCUCAACAACGACAUCAAAAAAGGCCGGGCACAGUGGCUCAAGUCUGUAAUCUCAGCACUUUGGGAGGCCAAGACGGGCAGAUCACGAGGUCAGGAGUUUGAGACCAGCCUGGCCAAGAUGGUGAAACCCCACCUCUACUAAAAAUACAAAAAUUAGCUGGGUGUGGUGGCGGGCGCCUGUAAUCCCAGCUACUUGGGAGGCUGAGGCAGGAAAACUGCUUGAACCCGGGAGGCGGAAGGUGCAGUGAGCUCAAAAAAAAAAAAAAAAAAAAUCUAAAACUCAAACUUCUGAAUAACAAUUUCCUCCUAGCAAGAAGGGACUCAGUAAGAUAAGAAGCGCUGCUUGGCUACUUUGCAAAUCUCUUUAAUGUCUGGCUUAAGAUGGCUGGAUUUUCGUAUCUGCCUCUGCAUUUAACCUGGUCCAUCUCGCGGGUCACAUAGCGUCUACAAAACGGGAAGGGGUUCAAUGCCAUUAUCUCCGGGCCUGGGUGAAAGACUCAAGUCCUGACCCCAUCAUACUCCGACCAACACAUACCCUGCCUGCGCUGUCUGCGCCUGGGUCUCUUCACCCGCAGUGAGCGGUCGCACGGCCCCACAUCAGGGUCGCCCUGAGGCUCAGCCUUCCCCGGCCCCAUUCCGAGUGCGCACAGGACUGAACGAGCACGCCCGGCCCCUGCUCCGGAGCGGAGGGACACGACGCCGAUGCUCACGAUGCAGCGCAGUGACCUGAGGAAGGAGCGACGGGCGCUCGCGCCAAAGGCGUCCGAGUGCCUGGUAGACUGUAAAGCGCGGUCCUGCGUGAGUUGCUAUGGCUACAGCUGCGCCAGGAGGACGGCCUGCAGGACCGAGGUGCAGCUGGGACGAGCGGAGAGCUCUGCGCGUGGGCGGGGAGCCCCGAACCUCGCCGGGGCAAUGUCAUCUAGGUGCUCGGCGCUCUACUGAUCCGGCCCCCCGGGCGUGGGCGGGCACGUUUGCCUCGGAUGGUCUAACAGGCGUCGGGGAGAGCCAAUGGCGUGGCUUCACGGCUCCACCCCUUCCAUUCGAUUGGCCGGCGCCGAAAAGCCGGGCGUGAGCGGCCGCAGCCUCUGGAGGGAGCCCCCGCGGGUCUCUCCCUCACUCGUCCUCCGCGCGUCGCAGCUGUUCUGUUUUUCUCUGUCCGCCGCCAUGGCCCAAGCUGACAUCGCGCUGAUCGGAUUGGCCGUCAUGGGCCAGAACUUAAUUCUGAACAUGAAUGACCACGGCUUUGUGGUCUGUGCUUUUAAUAGGACUGUCUCCAAAGUUGAUGAUUUCUUGGCCAAUGAGGCAAAGGGAACCAAAGUGGUGGGUGCCCACUCCCUGAAAGAGAUGGUCUCCAAGCUGAAGAAGCCCCGGCGGAUCAUCCUCCUGGUGAAGGCUGGGCAAGCUGUGGAUGAUUUCAUCGAGAAAUUGGUACCGUUGUUGGAUACUGGUGACAUCAUCAUUGACGGAGGAAAUUCUGAAUAUAGGGACACCACAAGACGGUGCCAAGACCUCAAGGCCAAGGGAAUUUUAUUCGUGGGGAGUGGAGUCAGUGGUGGAGAGGAAGGGGCCCGGUAUGGCCCAUCGCUCAUGCCAGGAGGGAACAAAGAAGCGUGGCCCCAUAUCAAGACUAUCUUCCAAGGCAUUGCUGCAAAAGUAGGAACUGGAGAACCCUGCUGUGACUGGGUGGGAGAUGAGGGAGCAGGCCACUUCGUGAAGAUGGUGCACAACGGGAUAGAGUAUGGGGACAUGCAACUGAUCUGUGAGGCAUACCACCUGAUGAAAGACGUGCUGGGCAUGGCGCAGGAUGAGAUGGCCCAGGCCUUUGAGGAUUGGAAUAAGACAGAGCUAGACUCAUUCCUGAUUGAAAUCACAGCCAAUAUUCUCAAGUUCCAAGAUACCGAUGGCAAACACCUGCUGCCAAAGAUCAGGGACAGCGCCGGGCAGAAGGGCACAGGGAAGUGGACCGCCAUCUCCGCCCUGGAGUACGGCGUACCCGUCACCCUCAUUGGAGAAGCUGUCUUUGCUCGGUGCUUAUCAUCUCUGAAGGAUGAGAGAAUUCAAGCUAGCAAAAAGCUGAAGGGUCCCCAAAAGUUCCAGUUUGAUGGUGAUAAGAAAUCAUUCCUGGAGGACAUUCGGAAGGCACUCUACGCUUCCAAGAUCAUCUCUUAUGCUCAAGGCUUUAUGCUGCUAAGGCAGGCAGCCACCGAGUUUGGCUGGACCCUCAAUUAUGGUGGCAUUGCCCUGAUGUGGAGAGGGGGCUGCAUCAUCAGAAGUGUAUUCCUAGGAAAGAUAAAGGAUGCAUUUGAUCGAAACCCGGAACUUCAGAACCUCCUACUGGACGACUUCUUUAAGUCAGCUGUUGAAAACUGCCAGGACUCCUGGCGGCGGGCAGUCAGCACUGGGGUCCAGGCUGGCAUUCCCAUGCCCUGUUUUACCACUGCCCUCUCCUUCUAUGACGGGUACAGACAUGAGAUGCUUCCAGCCAACCUCAUCCAGGCUCAGCGGGAUUACUUCGGGGCUCACACCUAUGAACUCUUGGCCAAACCAGGGCAGUUUAUCCACACCAACUGGACAGGCCAUGGUGGCACUGUGUCAUCCUCGUCAUACAACGCCUGAUCAUGCUGCUCCUGUCACCCUCCACGAUUCCACAGACCAGGACAUUCCACAUGCCUCAUGGCACUGCCACCUGGCCCUUUGCCCUAUUUUCUGUUCAGAUCUUUUUUAAAAGUGUUGUAAGAGACUCCUGAGGAAGACACACAGUUUAUUUGUAAAGUAGCUCUGUGAGAGCCACCGUGCCCUCUGCCCUUGCCUCUUGGGACUGACCAGGAGCUGCUCAUGUGCGUGAGAGUGGGAACCAUCUCCUUGCGGCAGUGGCUUCUGCGUGCCCCGUGUGCUGGUGCGGUUCCCAUCACGCAGACGGGAAGGGUGUUUGCACACUUUGAUCAACUGGAACCUCUGUAUCAUGCGGCUGAAUUCCCUUUUUCCUUUAAUCAAUAAAAGCUACAUCAGACUGA